AUAUGCAAAACGGUAAAAACUCUUCUACCAUCCGACCCUCAACGACAAUACAAGCGAGUCAAAACGAUACAAUGACACCGCCAGUUUCGCCGGGAGGGAUUUCCGGAAGUUCGGUAUUCAAAUUGCCAAUUUCACCCCAACAAAUAUCAACGACGGAACUUUCUUUUCAAGCACCACAGUUUAAAUCAAAUUUCUGGUUACCACCAACGCCACCCAAUGGAAUGCAUCAGGAUAAUCAACAGCAACCACCAUCACUACAGUCGACAGUGGCAAUAAAGGAAUUAAACACAAAUUAUGAACAAUUGCACUUUGAUGCAUCAUCACAUAUGGCAAACUUUUCUAAUGGUCAAUCUUCCGAGAUUUACGCAUCUGAAUAUAAUUUCUCUGUUAGUUCAUCAAAUAUUAGCGCAAAGCCAAUCAUGUAUCAUCACACAUCAAUUAUUCAAACAAUACCGCCACGUCCUCAUCAUAAUCAAUUAGUUCCCACUGAUGAACCUCUUUCGUUAGCUGAAAAACGAGAGUUGGCGCGUAAAAUUGCACAUUCCGCUAUUGAAAGACGUCGUCGCGAAAGAAUAAAUGAUAAAAUAGUACAGCUUCAAAAGUUAGUUCCAAGUUGUGCAGAACAACCUCAAAUUCAUAAGAUGGCUAUCCUUCAAGGCGCAAUCGAUUAUAUCUGUUAUUUACAAGGUUUACUCGCGGAAAAGCGAAAACUUGAGAAUAACAGCCGCAAUAACGAUAAUGAAGAUGACGGGAGAUUU
This is a messenger RNA of Ambispora leptoticha, 758 nucleotides long. The record is from the annotation of a GenBank genome assembly. NCBI's taxonomy places the organism in Eukaryota, Fungi, Glomeromycota, Glomeromycetes, Archaeosporales, Ambisporaceae.